AUGGGUUGUAAUGCACAAUCUAAGCUUCCUAUAGUUGAAUUCAGUGAGGAAAAUUUGAUUCCUGGCACAACUUCAUGGGUAUCAACAUCCCUUUCUGUCCGAGGUGCACUCGAAUCAUAUGGUUGUUUUAUAGCAGUGUACAAGAAAAUCACUUCAGAUCUGCACAACGAAAUGUUUGAAUCUGCAAAGGAGUUAUUUUAUCUUCCAAUGGAAACCAAAGUAAAAAACAAGUCCAGUAUUGCUGGUUUUGGGUAUGGUGGGAACUUCCCUAUCAUGCCACUCUUUGAAUACUCGGGAAUUGAAAAUGGAGCAAAUCUUGAAGCUACUAAGAGCUUCACCAGCAUCAUGUGGCCAACUGGGAAUGAUAGUCUGUGGUACUACACAUUUAUACUGUAA
Messenger RNA from Fraxinus pennsylvanica, 396 nucleotides. Lineage: Eukaryota; Viridiplantae; Streptophyta; Magnoliopsida; Lamiales; Oleaceae. The record is from the annotation of a GenBank genome assembly.